UUUCUUUUUGGCUACAUAAGGAUUUGAGUUUUCGUCAUUUUUCAGUCCCUUUGACUUCCUUAAGUUUGGGGUUGAUAGGCUCUGUUCUUUUGACUUUUGAAUAUUUUCGCGAUAUCCCCCUUAUUUUCUGACUAUAUAAGGAUUUGAGUUAUUUUCAUUUUCGCGUUUUCACACUUAUUUCACUCCUCCUAAUCGUCUAAUCUUGUCUAAUUUUUCAGCUAUCAUUUUAAAAAAAUCUUUUAAAAAUGUCUAAAGCUAACGCUGUCGGAAUUGAUUUGGGAACAACUUAUUCGUGCGUCGGUGUAUUCCAGCAUGGAAAAGUUGAAAUCAUUGCUAAUGAUCAAGGAAAUCGCACGACUCCAUCGUAUGUUGCCUUUACGGACACCGAGCGUCUGAUUGGCGACGCUGCUAAAAAUCAAGUGGCAAUGAACCCGUCGAAUACUGUUUUUGACGCAAAGCGCUUGAUUGGACGCAAGUUUGACGAUCCGGCUGUUCAAUCGGACAUGAAGCAUUGGCCGUUCAAGGUUAUUCAAGGAGAAGGUGCUCGUCCAAAAAUCCAAGUGGAGGUUAAAGGUGAAAUGAAGGCGUUCUUCCCUGAGGAAGUUUCGGCAAUGGUUUUGACAAAGAUGAAGGAAACGGCUGAGGCGUUCUUAGGCCAAACCGUUAAAGACGCUGUCAUCACUGUGCCAGCCUAUUUUAACGACAGUCAACGCCAAGCCACAAAGGAUGCUGGAACGAUUUCUGGACUUAAUGUUUUGCGUAUCAUCAACGAGCCAACUGCUGCGGCCAUUGCUUAUGGCUUGGAUAAGAAAGGCCAAGGCGAGCGAAAUGUUCUGAUUUUUGACUUGGGCGGUGGAACGUUCGAUGUGUCAAUCUUGACUAUUGAAGAUGGUAUUUUUGAGGUCAAGUCGACUGCUGGAGACACUCACCUUGGAGGCGAAGAUUUCGACAACCGAAUGGUCAACCAUUUUGUUGCUGAGUUCAAACGUAAGCACAAGAAGGACCUUGCCACCAAUCCGCGUGCUCUCCGUCGUCUUCGUACUGCUUGUGAACGCGCUAAGAGGACUUUGUCUAGCUCUACUCAAGCGAGCAUUGAGAUUGACUCUCUUUUUGAUGGAAUUGAUUUUUACACCAACAUCACUCGUGCUCGUUUUGAAGAGCUUUGCGCCGAUUUGUUCCGCAGUACUAUGGAUCCAGUUGAGAAAUCAAUUCGUGAUGCUAAGAUGGACAAGUCUCAGAUUCAUGACAUUGUUUUGGUUGGAGGCUCGACUCGAAUUCCUAAAGUCCAGAAGCUUCUGUCUGACUUCUUUUCUGGUAAAGAACUUAACAAGAGCAUCAACCCGGACGAAGCUGUCGCCUAUGGAGCUGCUGUUCAGGCUGCAAUUUUGUCUGGCGAUAAGUCUGAGAAUGUUCAGGAUCUUCUUCUUUUGGACGUUGCCCCACUCUCUUUGGGUAUUGAAACUGCUGGAGGUGUCAUGACUCCGUUGAUUAAGAGGAACACGACUAUUCCCACCAAGACUUCUCAAACGUUCACUACUUAUUCUGACAACCAGCCUGGUGUUCUUAUUCAGGUCUAUGAAGGUGAACGUGCUAUGACUAAGGACAACAACUUGUUGGGCAAAUUCGAGUUGAGUGGAAUUCCUCCUGCUCCUCGUGGUGUUCCUCAAAUCGAAGUCACCUUUGACAUUGACGCCAACGGAAUUUUGAAUGUUUCUGCCCAAGACAAGUCGACUGGAAAGCAAAACAAGAUCACCAUCACUAACGACAAGGGACGUCUCUCCAAAGACGAGAUUGAGCGUAUGGUCCAAGAAGCUGAGAAAUAUCGUGGAGAGGAUGAAAUUCAGCGUGAUCGUGUUUCGGCGAAGAACGGCCUUGAGUCUUACUGCUUCAACAUCAAGCAGACAAUGGAGGAUGAUAAGCUCAAGGACAAGAUUAGCGAGGACGAUAAGAAGAAGGUUUUGGACAAAUGUCAGGAAACGCUCUCUUGGUUAGACGCCAACCAGACUGCUGAGAAGGAAGAAUUUGAGCAUCAUCAAAAGGAAUUGGAAGCUAUUUGCAAUCCGAUCAUUUCGAAGCUUUAUCAAUCUGCGGGUGGUGCUGGAAUGCCUGGAGGUAUGCCUGGUGGAAUGCCUGGAGCUGGUGGUAUGCCAGGAGGUGGUGGCGGCGCUGGUGGAGCUGGAGGUCCAACCAUUGAAGAAGUUGAUUAAAUUGAGUAUCUCUUCUUUUUUGAUUAUAUUCCAAUUAUAUUUAAUGAUUUUUUUUUGAAAACAUUCAUAUAAAGACCUUUGACUCUCCUCCUCUCUAUCCUCCCCCCACAUAUACACAAUUUAUCUAUAAAAUUGUUUUUUCCGAUACAAUCGUUAUGUUUUUUGAGUAAAAUUAUUUUGUUUUGUUUAAAAGUUGUGUAUUUUAGGUUUAGGGACCUUUUAAGUGAAUAUUGGGGGUAUUUUUAUUUUUUUCCCUCAAAAGGGGUCGAACCCUCGUCCCUUCUAACUGGAAAAAUGUGGAUUAUCCCACUACACCAUCUGACACUGAAAUUUUUUGAAGGGCGAAGCAGUUGGGGAAGAAUAG
Messenger RNA from Meloidogyne enterolobii, 2571 nucleotides. The record is from the annotation of a GenBank genome assembly. Lineage: Eukaryota; Metazoa; Nematoda; Chromadorea; Rhabditida; Meloidogynidae.